Nematocida minor is the source of this 3192-nucleotide messenger RNA. RefSeq lists its product as uncharacterized. The record is from RefSeq and is a predicted model, not a curated record. Lineage: Eukaryota; Fungi; Microsporidia. The transcript has a single exon. Bases 1 to 3192 code for a protein of 1063 amino acids.
AUGGCAGGCCAGUACGCUCAGCCUGGCCCGUAUGCAGUAGAACACGGUAUGCCCGAGAGCAUGCCCAGCACAUCAAGAGAUGCAGAGAUGUCUACAGAUAACAAUGGCAUCAUAGGUAUUUCUCCUGCUAUGCAAGACUCUGCAGGUAUUUUUCCUUAUGAAGAAUACGGUAGACAAAAUUUUAAUGCAAACAGUGAGCUCGGGCAUCAGCACAGAUACGAGCAUCUAUUCAUGCCAGGGUCUAGUGUUAUCAGGUACUCUACCAAUCCAGCAUAUGCUGUGCCUAGCACAUCAAAACAGGGGGAUACAACAGAUGGCACAGACUUUUUCUCUACUAGCCCAUACAUGUGUGCCUCAGCUCAGAAUGAGCGCGUGGCCUUUGAAGGACAGCAGAGAACAGAAGAGCAGGGUGGAGAAUAUAUACAGCAGCAGUGCAUGGGACAGCCAAGUGCAUACGAAAAUACUUUUGAUCAGCUAGAAGACUCUGCUAGUCUGUAUGCCAAUGAAGGCAAAGCAGGAAGUGAAGAAAGUAGAGAAAGAUCAGAUUUUGAUAGCAUCAAGCCAGAUGAAGAUAUCUCCAUGUACGAUGCAUCUCAGCCAAUAGAUGCAUGGAUAAACCGGUACUUUCUGCCUGCAGAGCCUGUAGAAGAGUCUAGUCCCAGUAUUGCCUCUACGUCUGCCUCUAGCGAAAAGAACACUAGUGCCAGAAGAGCUAGAGCAGAAAAAAGAAAAUCAAAAAAUGUGGACGGAUCAGCAGAUACCUCUAGUCUCCAGCAGAAAACAGAGAACAAGAGAAAGAAGAGAAGAGAGUCAUUGGAAGAGGUGUCUGACUCCAUCUGUGAGAAACAGGAGAUUGAAAGAGCAGAAAGCGACCAAGAAGAGACAGUCCAAGAGAAGCAGCCAAAAGCGUCUAAGGAUGCAGGCCAAAAUGCCAGAAGAGUGUCGAGUCUCUUUGUCAAACUGUGGAACAACACGAGACUGACAAACGGGAGAAGAAUGAGCUACAAAUCUCUGCAUAAAACAAUAUACCGGUACGAAUACAGCAACUUUACCGCUUCUAUGGCUCGGGAAAUACUGAACAAAUCCUACCAAGCAAAGAUCAGAAACUACAUAGAAAGUUUUUCUGCAAAAACUGCUCCUCUGAUAAAACAGAAUGCUCUGUGGUACUUCAUUGCCAGCAGAACCACAAACAUAGCCACAAAGCACAGAGACCUUCUGUGGCUGAAGGAGCUGCUUAGCGAAAAGAAGGAGAGUAAACACAAGAAACUCAUAAUGAAUCUUGAAGGAUACUAUCCGGGGGUGAUUGACGAUAUGCUCGCAUACAUGGAAAAGCACAAGUCGCUGAGAGUUGCCAAAGUGUCUCCUCCGACUGUGUGGAAAGAGACCCUGGGCGAUCUAUACAUCCGAAAAAACCUCGAUCUAAACUACAGUAUGCUGGAAAAUCAAGACACAAUCAGCCAAAUAGACCAAAGGUACUCUGCUCUGGCGUAUGCUCUGCGCAUGAUUCUGGCUCUGCCUGAGGUGCAUCACGACUUUACCAGCAUCAGCAUAAACCUGAUAAAAGACACUAAAAUGUCUGUAGACGCAUCGACCAACAAGCAGAAACAACAAGUUCUACUGGCAAUAUACACAUUGGUGAAUGAAAAAACCGGGAAUAAUAAAAAAGCGGAAAAGUCCUACGAAAAACUUCACGGUGCUCUGGUGAGUGUAUACAGGAAAGAAGGAAAGAAAGAGUCAACAGCGCCUGAGCUGUACAAUGAGAUGUACAGAGUUCUUGCUGAUUUCUAUGAUAAAGUGAAGGUGUUUGAUGCCAAUGAAUACAUUUUGGCAGGCAAGUGCGUUAUAAAGCAUCAAAUGUACGUUAAAUGCGAGGCAAUCUUAGAACACGCACCAGACGGGUCUUCUAUACAGAUAUCCUACCCCGAAUAUUCAUUUGAGAUGGACAAAUGGAAGAUUUCAUUUGAUGUAGAACCGCACUACCACGUGUACUAUGUGGACAAUGCAAUACAGCAGUCCAGGAUGCUGUGCAUGCCCAUAUACAAAAAAGAUGGGAGCAAAGAAGAGCAUUAUUUGCACACGAUUGAAGGCAUAGUAAACUACAUAAAAAUGGUGCAUCGAAUAAAAAUAAAGCUAGACCACAUACACCCCUUUAAGGUGCACAAAAAAACAAGAGAGUGGUCGUACAUCAAGAGGAGAGAAGAAAGAAGAAAAACAGUGAAAGAGCUGAACGAGUACGAAGUGGUCUUUUACCGAAUCGAGGAAGAUAUAAAAACAACGAGGUUCACAUUUGCAGAGUUUAUGCCCCCGCAUACGCACAGCUUGAAAAAUAUCCGCAUACCGCUGUUCCUUACUCCUUUUAUGCGGUCGGCCAUGGAGAUCGGCCCCUUUAUCAUGAUAGGUGUGCAUGCAGAGAUAGACUCUAUAGAGCUUGAAAAUGUGGUCUCUGAUUUGUACGAAUACAAUUACAAUUACAUAGGGAAGGAAUACUCGUACGUUUACAGAUACUACAGCAAUCUAUACAUAGUGCCAAGUGCAGAGAAUGCAGAGACUCUCAACUGCUACAUCAUGAACUACCAAGCCAUUUCGAACGAGAGAGGCUCUACCAAAGCUGUGUGGUACGUGAAUAUGACGGGCGGUGUAAAUGCGUACACGCACUGCACAUUUGACAGAAAGUUCAAAGAAAAAGAAAGCUUGGACAAGUUUAAUAAUUUCAUUAAAGUGCUGGAGUCGAGGGAGUACAACAAGGACAGCGAGCUGCAGGGCGUUUGGCUGCGCAAUAACGACCAGGAAAACAGAAGAUCAAAGAAUCUGGAGGAAAGAAUAUACACCUGGCUGGUGAAUGUUAAUAAGAGCAAGAAUGAGAUCAAGAAUGAUAGAAGGGCGAUCUUAGAUGAAAUAAGAAAAGAGGAAGAAAAGUUUAAGGAAUCCGAUGAAAAGCUGAAAGUUCUAGGAGUACUGGACAAAAGAAGCUGUACAACGAAAGAGAAAAAUGAUAAGAAUGCAGCCAAUACCAAGAAAAGUAUAGCAAAGAAAAGGCUUGAAGACCUGCACAGGGAGCUGCACGAAGAGAUGUCUGAAAGACCAGACGAGCAGACAGAGCUCAUUGUGUUCCGCAAUGUGAACAACAGCAAGUCCAACCUCGGGGCACACAACGAGAUUCUUGAUGUUUUAAUGUCAGCGUACAAUCAUUAA